Molecule: messenger RNA, 6156 nt
Organism: Saccostrea cuccullata (small rock oyster)
Lineage: Eukaryota; Metazoa; Mollusca; Bivalvia; Ostreida; Ostreidae
Exons: 6
Coding region: 168-3560 (1130 amino acids)
Source: RefSeq, a predicted model, not a curated record
UGACUCCAAAGUCAAAAAAUGACCUUGUGACCUUGACUUUGACCUCUAUGCUAAAAAUAGCUUUUUCCAACUUUGCUGUCGCUGGGUGCAUAGUGUUUCACAAACACAUCUUGUAUUUUUUUUUUGUAUUUUUCAGACAGAGGUACAAAAUUUCAAUAUGAUUUGAAAUGGAGUGCUCAUUUUCCCAGUAUGCACCACAUAUUGUUUGUGAUAAGAAUGAAAAUAUCAAACCAUCAGCACGUAUUGUCACUUUGAAUGCCUGCCUUGAUGAUAUUAGCUCACACCUGUCAACAUACAGAAUAAACUCAUCAUCAUUCAGCAAUGAGAGUGAACUAAUUUUGUUAAGGGCAGGGAUUUUUGAAGCUACAUAUGCUGAAAGCCUGACGAUUUGCCCCAACCAUAGAUUUCAUUUAGGGAAAGGAUGGAGAAGUUCAAAACUAUGUAUGAUGCCAUUCCCCUUGCAAACUUGUGGUGGAAAAAGAAAACCAGAACGUGCUUCUGUAACUUUACACCAAUCUAAGCAUGUUUUGCAAGAAUUUGGAAUAUUUAUUCCUGUUGGAGCAGGACUAUGUCGACAAUGCAGAAGCAAAAUUGUGGAUUCAGUCAAGAAGGAAAAUGGGCCUUUGUGUUUAUCGCACAGUGCUUCACCGUUCAGCAAUUAUUUACUAACAUCAGGAAAAGAAAACACUGUUGUACAAGACACAAUUAAAGAAGAUGGAGGCUCAUCUGUAAAUCAAGAUCUCACAGUUCAUAGGAUACCUUCCAGCAGGUCUUCACAAUCAUCUGAUGGUGUAAAUCCAAGCACAAAUACAGAUGAUUUUGAUCAGAUUACAAGUACGCAAGUGUCCAUUAAUUCACAAGGCAGUCUCUGGUUACCAAGCAGUCAAGAUACAUAUGAAGAAGAGGAGGGAGGUGAUCACCUAGAAAACAUUAAUAACAAGAGGAAAGCUCUAGACACUUUCCUGCAAAGUUGUGGCCUAAGUCCAGUGAAGAAGCAACUCAGAACAGAUUGGAAUGAAGCAUCUGACCGUACAAAAAAUGAUUAUAUAUCAUCAGCUAAAUCAAUUUUUCAAGAGGUUGUGAAUGUCCUUGCACCAGGUCAAGGCUCUCUUCUGCUGGAUGCUUUAUUGAAGACUGCUUCAGAUUCUGCUGACACGAACAUACUGCAAUUUCUUUCAAAAGCCUAUAACCUAUCUACUGACUGGGGAACACAGAGACAAAUUUUGUCAUUAUUUGCUCAUGCCUAUACUUACAAUCAGUUGAUUGCCUUUAUUCCAACUCUUACCAAAUACAGAUAUACAGCAGCAAGAAAACAUGCCAUUACAAGGGGUGUUGGACAGCAAGUGCAAAGUUCAUCAUAUACUAGGGAAGGUUUGUCUGAUCACCAGAUCAAACAUUUUAUAGAUUUUGUCAUGUCCCCUUGUAUCAUGACAGAUUCUCCAUUUUUGGAAACUAAGUUAAAACUUUCAAGUGGUGAAGUCUUUCAAGUUCCACAAAUUAUUUUGAAUAGUGUAAGAGCUCGUGUAGUGGAGCAGUACAGGAGCUUCUGCUUUGAGUCUGAAGUAGAAAAUGUUGCCAGUGACAGGUCAUAUAUGAGAGUACUAGAGGCUAUUGAGCCAAAAGUAAGGAAAAGCAUGAAAGGGCUAGAUAACUUUGCUGCAGAUGGAGCAAGAGCUAUUGAUGACCUAAAGAAAAUUGUUACUGAGUUGGGAAGGCUAUUGAAAGGAGUGGAGUGGGCAGAUGACAUCGUUCAGAAACUGGCAAAUGGGAAACAGUAUCUUAAACUUGAUUAUAAGAUGCAUGUUGCAGUUGAGUCGGAAAUUCCUGACCAUUGUUCAUAUUAUGCCCUGUCUUCAAAAGCUUAUGAACAUCAGGUGACUUGCAGCCAUCCCCACAACCAAAUCUGUUCUAGCUGUCACAGUUUAACUAACACCAUAGAGCAGAUAAAAAAUGCCGCAGAUGAAGCACAGUUUGAGGAUGAAGACCAACGUGAUAACAUCCAGUACACAUUGGCACAGAGUGUAAAAGCUUUAGAAGAAUGGAAAAAACAUAUAUUACGAUCAGUCAACCAAGAUAGAGCAAGAUCUGACAUAUUGGAAAACAUAGGUGAAGAUCAAGUACUAUUAGAAAGAGACUGGGCCAUGAAAUUUUUGCCAAUGAUGUAUAGAGAAUCACAGUCAAAAUGGUUUGGAAAAAGAGGCCUCAACUGGCAUAUAACAGUGGGAACCUUCAAGGUCAAUGAGGAUCUACAUAGUCACACAAUUGUCCAUGUCUUCGACAAUGCGAAUCAAGAUGCUACUACAUCAAAUUCCAUUUUAAAAGAUUCAGUGGAGAGACUUCAAGAGAAGAAUUCAAAGUUGAAAGAAGUAUUUAUCAGAUCUGAUAAUGCAGGGUGUUUUCACAGUGUAGAAGGAGUAUUUGGCAUACCUUGUUUGAACAUAACAAGUGAGUUAAAAAUUGUCCAAAUGGACUUCGCUGAUCCACAGGGAGGCAAAAGCAUAUGUGAUCGUAGAGCUGCGCAUAUUAAAGGAUCCAUCAGAAAAUAUGUUGACGAAGGAAAUAAUGUCACAACUGCAAGAGAGUUCCUUGAUGCUGUCAUGAAUUCCAACAUAAAGAAUGUUGAAGUGGUUUAUGCAUUGCCUCCAAGUUCUGGUGCUGAGAAAAAGAAUUUAAAAAUUAAAGAUAUUUCAUUGCUGAAUAAUUUCAGAUAUGGUCAUAGUCAUGUAACAUGCCACAGGCAAUACCGUAUUGGCAGAGGUGUGGAGUUUAUGAAUGAAGAAGUGGUUUUAUAUAACACCUUUCCAUCCAUUGAGACCAUGACCUCCUGCUCCACAAGCACUUUUGUGAAACCUUGUGAACCAUGUGAACCAGGUCAAUCAGUUGUUAUUGAUCAUGCUCAGCAAAUACCUGUAGAUGCAGAAAAUACACAAACCAUUGUGGAGGAUUGUAAUGAAAAUGCAGAAAAUACACAAACCCUUGUGGAGGAAUGUAAUGAAAGUUCUUUAAUUUUCACUUGUCCUGAACCCAAUUGCCUCAUGUCAUUCCAAAAAUAUGGAUAUUUGAGCAAACAUUUAGACAGAGGAAAUCAUAAAACAAAAACACAUGUGAAUUCACUUUCUGAUAAGGCAAAAAAGGAGUUUGUGGAUCAAAUUGAAACAAAGAGAUCAACAUUGCUUCAAAAGUCAUCGACCACCUUACCAUCGGAUAAUAUAAUAUUAGAGAGAGGAUGGGCCUUGAAAUCCAAACGAAUAGCUAGAAGAUUUUCAAAGGAACAAACAAAUUUCCUGAGAGAAAUGUUUGAGAAGGGUGAAGUUACUGGUUAUAAGUGUGAUGCAGAAGAGGUGUCUGUGAAAAUGAGAACAGUCAAGGAUAAUGAUGGCAAAAGAAGAUUCUGUCAGCAAGAAUUCUUAUCAUCAGCUCAAAUUGCCAGCUACUUCAGUAGACUGUCCUUAGAGAAGAGAAAGAUUUCACUGAGUUCAUAUGAAGAAGAAGAUCUUGUUGCAGAAGAUUUUGAAAAUAAUGCCAUGGAAAUCAGAAAUCUUGCUACCAGUGCAAAAUGACGCGUUGCAAGCUGUUAGUCUACAGAGACUGAGAAGCUUUGGUGACCUAUUUACAUAGGUAUCUGAAUUAAGUAUACCUACUUGCAAGAUUGUUGCUUCCAUUUUUUAAAAUAAUAAUACCUGCAUAUAUAACAAAUUACCAGAAAUUAGUUAAGCCAUGCACUGUUGUAGUUUUAGACAAUACCAGAAGGUUAUUUUAUUGACUUAGUUGGAACCAAUUAAAAUAUUCAUACUGUAUGUAUCACAAAUACAGUAGGUAUGUUGAGAAGUGGAAUAACCUGUAUGUCAACAUUCAUGAUGUUUUUGUUAAUUUUCAGGUACUUAUGUAUUUACAAUGAAUUUAUUGUAAUUUUUUUUUUAAUUGGUUUUAAUCUAAGAAAAAAAUUUCAUUUCUCUAGUAUGUCAGCAUGUGCUGGUUUGAACUACAAUAUCCAUUCAUAAUGCUCUGUGCAUUGUUUAAGUACCUUUGUUUUUUCAAAGAAUAUUUUGUAAUGUAUUUCUAUUUAUAAAAGCCUCAAGAAAAGCAUUUGUCAGUGUAUAUGUGCUUAUAAUUAUUGACCAACUAGUACAACUAGUACAUUGUACAAAGUUACAAACAAGUCUAAUGAUAUGACCAUCUAGUAUAUGUAUUUAUAGGCCAUUUAGAAAUGUCUGAAUUAAAGUCAUAAGAAUAUAUUUUCAAGAAAAAAUACUUGCAUUUCACAAGGUAGGUCCCGUUAACAAAUACUUGGAUGUCUUGAACUUUAUUUCCAAAAGAUGUUGAAGUUUAUUUCCAAAUAAAUUAUUUCAUUUUCCAUUGUCAGAUAAAGGUUACAAUGGGUUUGUUGUUGAAGUUCAAAAUGAAUGAAAAAUGAGUCAUCUUUUGUUCUUUAAUUGAAAAUUUCCAAAUUUUUUAAACACUAUUUUGUUUAAAUUUAAUAACCAUAAAUUCCUGACUUUUACAUGUUAUGUUAAAUACACUAGGAAACUUUUGCUAUGGUAUGUUUUUAAUUUUUGUAGAUUUUGGUGUGUACAUGGAUCUAAUUUAAGAUUUUUGCUUUAAUCUUUUAUGCACACUUAAUUAAGUUUUAAUAUGAACAAAACAAUUUAAAUUUAGAAAUAACCUCAUUCAUACUCAGUGUUGCUAUGGUGAGAUAUAUAUUGCUAAGGAAAAAUAUGAUUUUUUUUAAGAAUAUUAAAUUGGUGUGAAAUGUAAUCAACUUAUCUAUUAAAAAUUUGUAUAAACAAUUUUUAAACGAGUAUGAAGUUUAUUAAAUGAAAAAAUAGAUCAAUUUCUGUCUUAACACUAUACUGUUGCUAUGAUCUGAUUAUAGUGGUUGCUAGACCAUUUUCAAUUUGGUUAUGCUGUAUUGUUUUUGUUAUCAAAUUCUUUUAAUUUUAUUGGAUACCUAUCAAUUUUAAAGAUAACCACUCUCCUAAUAAUUAAAUUUUAGCAAAAUAUUCGAGAGAUUUCACUAAUUUGUUACGACACCUUUCACCAUCCAUACUCCUUUCCAUAAAGUUAGUGGAAGAGUGUCCUUAAAUUUGUUUCUUAGUUUUAUAUAUAACUAUGGUAGAUCAAAAUCUCAGACCAAAAAUUACAUAUAUAUUGCAUCUAAGGAUGCACACUAUUAGAUUAUCCAUUUGAAUUCCCAUAUCUAUUCCUUAGGAAUAUCAUCAAUUAUUGAAUAGUUUUUAUUGAUAAUUCAUGAAUAACAAAAUGUCUAUUCAGCUCUGUUGCUAUGGACCUCAUUUGGUUGCUAUGCACAGAAUAUGAUCAAUGUAUAAAUUUUAGUUUAUAUAAAUAUUUUUUUAAAGAAAAAAAGGUUUUUCAAUCAAUUUAUACUUAUAAUACAUGUUCUCCUCCAUUUUUUUUUGACAUGAUGUUUCGAAAAUGUCUUGGUUGCUAUGCAGUAAAUUUGGUUGCUAUGGGCACAUUACAGGAUUUUUAUCCCAAAAUUUCACUAUAUUUAUUAAGGAUGCAAAAGUAUGAUAGCUUUUAUACAUAUAAUUGUAUCAAUUUGGAAGAAAUUUAAAAUUUUCCUAAAAUAUUGGAAGUGAAUUUUAAGCAUUCUUUAAAGAAUUUAAACAUGAAAUUAAACAGUUUUCCCACAAAAGUAGUAAAAAUGCUUCUCAAUUUUUUAUGUCAGUCUUGAAGAUCAACAUGUAUUGUGCAAGAAUAAAAUUCAUUUAAAUGCUGAACCUGUUGUAGAUUUUAUAUAUAUUAGUUUUAACUUGACAGGUAAAUAUUUAAAUUUUCACAUUGUUCAACUAUAUAGUAUUUGUGUUGCCAUGGCAACAGAUGCAUGGGUAUUUAGAUUUGCUUUGAAACUUUUUUGUACACUACAUAUCUUUAAUAGUUUGCAUAAAGUUUGUUGUGGGUGAUAUCAGUAUUCUUUCUGUAAAAAUAUUCUUCCAAAAAAGUUAAAAUUUAAGCUUUUUUCCUUCACUUACGGUGGUUUCCAUGGCAACACAUAAGAAGGUAGAUAAAUUAUAGUUUUGUUGGUCAAACAUCAUUUUCAUAUAUGUGAAAGUUGUGUACAAUGAACACUUUUUACAACCAAUAUAAGAAAACAGGAGGUAAAAAUUUUAAGUUUCCAUCUGAAGCUUGAUGAUU